UUGUUUGGGGUUUUUUGGAGGGGGGGGGGGUAUAUCGGUCGCUAUUUCGAGCCCUAAAAUGUGCUGAGGUGUCAUUAAAUAAAGUUUCCUUUCCAUUCCUUCCUUUUAUCCAAAUACCAUUAAAGACUCCAGAUGCUCUUACAGCAUACUGUGAAAUACUUGGAUUGUUCGCGGUGGGUUUCGUGAACUUGUUGUGACGAAUUUAAGAACACAACGAAAAUAUAUUAUAAUAUACAUUCGAAUUUCUGAUACUACCUUUCCGAUCUACAAAUAUAAUUACCCAAAGAUAUGUGUUUCAUAGAAAAAACACGAAAGUUUAAUCCCACGAUUUUACAGCAAAACUAUAUUUUUGUCUAAAACUUCGUGUUUAAGUUGAAAUAGUAAGCCAAAUAACAUACAAUUCUUUUUUUUCUUCUUUUUUUUCAGAAAGAAUAAUUUUUAAUUAAAUUUGACAAAUUUGUUUCCUGGAUUAGAAACAUCAUUUUGUCAAAUUGAGGAUGUAGGCCUCUAUUAGUAGCACCUGUUGGCGUAAAUAUGUGAAGAUGAGUCACUGAGAAGAGUCGUCUGGCAGGGACACUGUAUAACUAAAAAGAGUAAUGAUGGAUCGUUUAUUCAUCGUCAGCUCGGAUGAACUCGGAACACUGGAUCAGAAUCCUACCAUGAGUAACAGUACAGCGUACGUAACAGACCCGGAUGCAGUAUUAAUCUGGCGAACCAUCCCUCCGGUUUUACUUUGCUGCGGGACAGUCGGAAGUGUGCUAUCUCUCGUAGUUCUUACCCAGAAGUCCAUGAAGCGGUCACCGAUGACGUCAUAUCUGACAACACUCGCCGUCAUAGACAUCAUGGUUUUGUACACGGGCCUGCUUCGACAUUGGUUGAAGUAUUUUUUCGAUAUCGAGAUACGGUCUUUAAACAUCUUCUUCUGCAAGGUGCACCCGUGGCUGGUGUACUUGACGUUGGACAUGUCUGCGUGGCUACUGGUGUGCAUGACGUUGGAGCGUGUGGUGUCGGUGUGGAAGCCGCACAGAGUCAAAACCAUUUGCACGUCUACAGCAUCUCACAUCUCCAUCGUUGUUGUGGUCGUGUUUCUACUCGGCAUCAACUCUCACUUCGUGUACGGAAAGGAACUCAUUGACGUUGUCAAGGACAACGUCACGUCCAAAAAGUGUACGCAGACUGACGAACAUUACCGACAUUUCCUGUACGAUAUCUUCCCGUGGAUAGACCUGUGCAUUUACUGUCUGAUACCCUUCUCAAUUCAGAUAGUCGGAAACUGUUUGAUAAUCGGGAAAAUUGUAUUAAACGCCCGCCGGAUGUCGGCCGUUAUGAAAAACCAAAAUGAGAAAGAAAACAGAAAGCGCCAAGUGUCCUCCAUGACGGUGAUGCUUCUGACCUUGAAUGCUGUGUUCCUGCUGUGUACGUCACCGGUUUCUGUGUACAUAAUCUACAUAGGUUAUUGGAAGCUACAGAAUAUUAACUAUCAGUCGAGAUCGACGGAUUUGAUGUGGGUUUUGUCGAUCUGUUUGAUGUACUUUAACAACUCGUUCAAUUUUCUGUUUUACUGUCUCAGUGGGAAACGAUUCCGGUCGGAGCUGAAGCAUGUGUUUCGGGGAUUACCCACGAGUUCGUCGAAACCGGACACGUUCACUCUGUCUCACGCGGAAAGUACUCCCCAGAUUGGCAGGACUCCAACUGACAAAAACACCAAUGAGACGUACAUUACUCGGUUUUAAAGUCGCAGACCCUAGUUUUAUCCCGUGAAAAUUAACUCUUAAGUUUGGUUAACCUACACACCUGUAAGACAUUUGGAUAAAAUUACAAUAGAGUGAAACAAGAGUCUGUAAUUUUGAAACGAGGAAAUACCCUUAAAAAUAGACUAGAGCUAAGCUUGUCUCCAUGGCAGUUACUUUUCAAAAGGUACGUGUUUUUUUUUUAAACUGGAAAAAAAAAUGUUUUUCGUGGUAUUAGAAACACAAGGAUGCACAAACACUUCGGGUGUACGGAAACGGAUAAUCUGAACAAUAAAAUCUAACUAAUGUCUGAUUUUAAUUGUCUAAACUUUACUCUAAUAGUGAAACAUACGCUAUAGUGUUUAAAAACUAAGGUCUGUUGCUUUAAAUCACUCUGUUGUUUGUGUGUUUUACAAACGGAUUCAGGAUUCUGUCAAACGGAGUGACCGGGAUAUUGACGUAUACUGACAGAAUUUGAGCGAGUGAUUAACAGGAACAAUUUUAGAAUGGUGCAAUGCGCUUUAAACAGGGAGGAGGAAUCUGGGGGUUGGAGCGCGCUGUGCCAGGUCGUCCUUUUAAGAUACUAUCUUGGCUUUGCUGCCAUUGUUCCAUGUUUCGGUCUAAUAAGAACCCAUUUGAAGACUACAAAUACAUACUGCAUUCACUUUCUUGUUCACGAUACUGGUGUCUGUCACUGUCUGUAUAUACUGGUCGUGUCUUUAAUGUUUCUGACACCCAAUAGCCGAUGUAUUUUUCGUGCUGGGGUGUCGUUAAACAUUCAUUCAUUCAUUCAUUCAUGUUUCUAGUAGCCUAAACUGGAUUUAUGUGCCAAUAAUGUAUUUUCGAAAUAGCCUAUAUAUAUUUGGAAAUUUGUUUUUAAAAACAUAUAUAUAAUUAAACAACAGCAACCAUAAUGUACUUUUGAAAAAUCUAUAUUAAGAAGUUGGGUUGUUUUGGGGUUUUUUUUAAAUAUAUAAUUAAAACAACAGC
This is a messenger RNA of Gigantopelta aegis, 2720 nucleotides long. Its product is annotated as probable G-protein coupled receptor 139. The transcript has a single exon. The record is from RefSeq and is a predicted model, not a curated record. Gene Ontology annotation, molecular function: G protein-coupled receptor activity. Gene Ontology annotation, cellular component: plasma membrane. NCBI's taxonomy places the organism in Eukaryota, Metazoa, Mollusca, Gastropoda, Neomphalida, Peltospiridae. Gene Ontology annotation, biological process: G protein-coupled receptor signaling pathway. Bases 597 to 1733 code for a protein of 378 amino acids.